UGUCUAUGUCACCGUCUUCUUGCGGUCAGGGCAAUCAGAGGAAUGUUUUGGUUCUGAACUUGCUCGGUUCCGCUUUAAGUCUGAAUCAUUUAUCAUUUGAACAUUAUUACUUAACGAUGAACAUUCUAGUGGCAAGUAGAGAAACCGUAUUAUAAUCACACACAUUUCCCAACUUUUAAUACUUUCCGGAGAAUUACUAUGGAAGGUGUUAUUUGCUUGGACACUUCUAACACAAAUGUUUUUAACGAUACACUGACGAGGAAAUGUUACAUGUUGAGACAUUAACCAAACAAAGAUCAUUACAGGGCAAUAUUACCAAAUAUCGCUGUGGGACUUGUAAGAAGAUGUUCUCUUCGGAACAGGAGUGCUUCGUACACAAAGAAAUACACAACAAGGAAACUCCUUUCCAGUGCAAAAUCUGUGGGAAAUAUUUUGUUUCUAGCUGUAAUUUAAUAAGACACAAGAGAAGGCAUUCUGGACAAAAACCAUUCCAUUGUAAAAUAUGCGGAAAGUCCUUCGUCUCUAGCAGCGAUUUAACAGAACACAAAAGAAUCCACACCGGAGAAAAACCUUAUAAUUGUAAAAUAUGUGGUAAAUCUUUCAUUCAAAGCUCACAUCUUGCAGUUCACAAAAGAAUACAUACUGGACAGAGAAAGUUCUCCUGUGAAAUGUGUGGGAAAUCUUUCGUCAGUAACAGCAAUUUAUACAGACACAAAAUGACACACGUUACAGAAACCCCGUUUCAGUGUGAAACGUGCGGUAAAUCAUUCUCUGAUAAUUCUACUCUUGUUGUUCACAAACGUAGUCACACCGGAGAGAAACCGUUUCAUUGUGAAAUAUGCGGGAAAUCGUUUAUUACUAACGGUCAUUUAACGAGUCACAAAAGAGUCCACACGGGAGAAAAACCAUUCCGCUGUGAAACGUGUGGAAAAUCUUUUACCACGAACAGUAACUUGAAAACACAUAAGAUAAUACACACUGGAGAAAAAUCGUUUCAUUGUGACAUAUGCGGCAAGUCGUUUAUUAAUAAUUCGAAUCUCAUUAUUCACAAACGGAGUCAUACUGGAGAGAAACCCUAUCGUUGCGAUGUGUGUCGUAAAGCAUUUGUCUCUAAUAGUGUUUUAAACAAACACAAACUAUUACACAUUGAAAAAAAACCUUUCCACUGCAAAAUAUGUAGGAAAUCAUUCUCUGAUAUUUAUAGUCUUGGAUCUCAUCAAAGAAUCCACACU
Molecule: messenger RNA, 1232 nt
Organism: Octopus bimaculoides (California two-spot octopus)
Lineage: Eukaryota; Metazoa; Mollusca; Cephalopoda; Octopoda; Octopodidae
Biological process (GO): regulation of transcription by RNA polymerase II
Molecular function (GO): DNA-binding transcription factor activity, RNA polymerase II-specific; RNA polymerase II cis-regulatory region sequence-specific DNA binding
Source: RefSeq, a predicted model, not a curated record